UAUAAGCAGAUCCUCCGGCAAUAAAAAUAAUGAUCCAUUAAAAAUCGAAAAUAAUAAUGUCUCAUAGUGUAAUCCAUUCAAUAACCUAGAUUUUCCCUCGUCCCCAGAACUUACUCCUUCAAAAAAUCACUACUGCAACACACAAGAUCAUACAAGCCAAGAUAAUGGAAAUCGACCCACCAGAUCUACCAAUUCAAGAUUCUGAAACCCUAAUUUCUGAAACCCCCUCUUCUGAAAAUCAUUCUCCAGACCCACCAUCAGAAAACCACAUUGAAGACUCAAUAGAUGAUAAAGAGAUUACUGAAUCACUAAUAGACAAGUACAUUGAAGAUGAAGAAAAUGGAAACCCAUCACAAGAAACAACUCAAGUUGAAGAAAAUUCUGAGAACCCUAAUGAUGAAAGUGGUGAUCCGAUACUUCACUUAAAAAAACGUCGAAGAAGAAAGAAACAAUUUCCAGAGAUGAUUCCAUCAGCUGCAGCUGUUGAAGGACUACGUGUGUUACGUCCUCAUCAUAAAUCACCAUCAAGUGUUUAUUAUAGUGACAAAUUGAUGGACGAGAUUGUUCAUAUGCAGAUUAAUGAUUCUAAUUCAAAGAAUCGUAGACGAAGGAUUGCUGAUACUGCAAAAGAGGUAGAUGUUGAAGCUUUAAUUGCUAUUUCUGUUGGUUUUCCCGUUGAUUGUUUAAUGGAAGAAGAGAUUGAAUCUAAUGUAGUUUCAGUAUUAGGUGGUAUUGAACAAGCUAAUUAUAUUGUUGUUAGAAAUCAUAUAUUAGCUAAAUGGAGGUCCAAUGUUAGUUCUUGGAUUACUAAAGAACAUGUUUUUGAGUCGAUUAGGUCAGAACAUAAAAAACUAGUUGAUUCUGCUUAUAGUUUUCUUCUUCAACAUGGUUAUAUUAAUUUCGGAUUAGCAGCAGCAAUUAAAGAUGGGAGGUUGAAACAUCUGGGGGCAUCAGAAAAGGGGAAUGUAGUUGUUGUUGGUGCAGGACUUGCUGGAUUAGCUGCUGCGAGGCAGUUGGUAUCACUAGGGUUUACAGUUGUGAUAUUAGAAGGUAGAAAUCGUCCAGGAGGACGUGUGAGGACGAAGAAGAUGGAGGGAGAUGGUGUGGUUGCUGCCGCGGAUCUUGGCGGAAGUGUUCUUACUGGAAUUAAUGGAAACCCUCUUGGUGUUCUGGCUAGACAAUUAGGGUAUCCUCUUCAUAAGGUGCGAGAUAUUUGUCCGUUGUAUUUACCUGAUGGAAAAACAGUUGAUUCUGAAAUGGACUCUAGGGUUGAGGCUUCUUUUAAUAAGUUGUUAGACAGGGUUUGUAAACUACGCCAGGCUAUGAUGGAAGAUGUUAAAGAUGUGGAUGUUUCUUUAGGUACUGCAAUUGAAGCUUUUAGACGCGCUCAUAAAAUAGCCGAGGAUUCACAAGAACGAAUGCUUUUGGAUUGGCAUCUUGCUAACUUAGAAUAUGCUAAUGCUUCGUUGUUAUCUGAUCUUUCAAUGGCUUACUGGGAUCAGGAUGAUCCAUAUGAGAUGGGUGGGGAUCAUUGUUUUAUUCCUGGAGGCAACGGAAGAUUUGUUCGUGCUCUUGCGGAGGAUCUUCCAAUCUUUUACGAAAAGACAGUAGAGAGUAUUCGAUAUGGAAGUGAUGGAGUAAUGGUUAUUGCAAAUGGGCAGGUAUACCGUGCCGACAUGGUUUUAUGUACAGUACCUUUGGGUGUCCUUAAGAGAGGGUCAGUUGAGUUUGUUCCUGAGCUUCCACAGCCGAAGAAAGAAGCAAUUCAGAGACUAGGUUACGGUUUACUGAAUAAGGUUGCAAUGUUGUUUCCUUAUGAUUUUUGGGGUGGCGAAAUUGAUAGCUUUGGGCAUUUGACUAAAGACUCGAGUAUGCGAGGGGAGUUUUUUCUGUUCUAUAGCUAUUCAUCUGUUUCGGGAGGGCCACUUUUGGUAGCUUUAGUUGCAGGUGAAUCUGCUACCAAAUUUGAAACACUGUCUCCUGUUGAUGCAGUGGGUAGGGUUUUAAAUAUACUGAAAGGGAUUUUUGCUCCGAAAGGGAUUAUAGUUCCUAAUCCAGUUCAAGUAAUUUGUACUCGUUGGGGUAAUGAUAGGUUUUCGCAUGGCUCUUACUCAUAUGUUUCAACUGGGGCUUCUGGGGAUGAUUAUGAUGUUCUUGCAGAGAGUGUUGGGGACGGUAGAGUAUUUUUUGCUGGUGAGGCGACUAAUAAAAGGUAUCCAGCAACGAUGCAUGGAGCUUUCCUCAGUGGAUUAAGAGAGGCUGCUAAUAUAUUGAGAGUGGCUAACAGAAGGUCAGCAGUUCCUUCUGAGAAAACAGAAAAUGUUGCACCAAAAAAGGAGGAGGUGAGAGAGGAAUGUGAUGAUUUGGAUGUUCUGUUUAAUACUCCUGAUUUGUUGUUUGGUAGUUUUGCGAUUCUGUUUGAUCCUAGAUCAGGUGAUCUUGAUUCUUUGGCACUGUUGCGAGUGGGGUUCGGUGGGGAGAAAUUGUUAUCUAAGUCGCUAUUUCUAUAUGGCUUGAUUCCAAGGAAACAUGUCAUGGAGCUAAACGAGGUGGAUGGAGAUGGAAAUAGGGUCAGGAUGUUAAAUCAGAGAUUUGGGGUUAGAUUGCUUGGAAGGAAAAAUUUAGGCAAUACUGGAGAAUCUCUUAUUGCAUGCAUAAAAUCUGUUAGGAUGAAUGUGAACCUCAAUGCGGAAAAAGCGUAGUGAAGAUCAAGGUUUCAUGCAGAGUAGUAGCAGCUGAUCUGCACAUGGAUGAGGAAUGCCUGGACUUGAAUGCUGUCCUCUAUCAGUCAGCUGGCAUCAGAUAAUUGACAAGUGUUCUGAGAUAGUUGUGCUCACGUGCUGUUGGCUUUCGUUGGUGUAUCAUGUCACUAGAAGAAGCUGAAGCAGGUUACACCCCUCUUUAAGUAAAUGUAGUAUGAUGCACACACAUCCUUUAAUUUCACUCGAUAAAUUGCUACCCAUUGAGCACUGAAGUUUGAGCAUGCGAUACUGGGCUUGGAAAACUCUGCAUAUGACGCCUAACAGCAUGCAGUUCGAAUGAUAGCAAGUGCAGGCGAUAUUCCCACGUUGGAGGUUUUGAUAUUCUGAUGGUGAUAGCUAAAUUUCCCACUUACUAUAAGUCCUUGAAUCAAUCAAUUAUAAGGGGACCAAAAUGCCAGUAUAGAUGGAGAGGUCACAUACAGACAUACUCACAUGUAAUGCCACUUUUGAUUGUUGACAAGAAAGAGAUAGAAUGCAGAUUAAAGCAUUCAUAUUAGGUGUAACAGUAAUCCUGUAGAAACCUUAUCUUUAGUUUCAGCCAUCUUUCAGGAAUCAUGCGGUUUUAUUGUGUUUUCCUUUCAAACUUUGAUGAUGUUGCAGUCAUCUCAAGAUUGAGAAUCUGUGGUGACUAUAUGAGUUAACUCGCCGAAUUAUUGAUAUGGUGGGCUAGCAGCAUUGUUAAAUCAUCAAUUUGUAUACAGAUGACUUGUUUUUUGA
Molecule: messenger RNA, 3479 nt
Organism: Papaver somniferum (opium poppy)
Lineage: Eukaryota; Viridiplantae; Streptophyta; Magnoliopsida; Ranunculales; Papaveraceae
Product: lysine-specific histone demethylase 1 homolog 1-like
Exons: 3
Coding region: 165-2702 (845 amino acids)
Cellular component (GO): nucleus
Molecular function (GO): protein binding; oxidoreductase activity
Source: RefSeq, a predicted model, not a curated record